AUGGUGUCAUUCAGUCUCGGACCACUCUCCGUUUUCACGCAGUCGCGUUAUGUCAUUCAUCUCUCAGAUGGCAAGCGCCUGGUAUUGUUCCGCUUGCCGUCAAUCGAGCCAUCGAGUGGGAAAAGUAAAGGUGCAAAUGAAACAGAUGACGGAUGGCUGUAUUACGCCAUGGAGGCCGAAUGCCCACAUGCAGGUGGCCCUAUGCAGGAUAGCCAGGUUGACAUCGAGGAUUCGGCUUACAUCGUGUCAUGCCCAUGGCAUGCAUAUGACUUCAACGUAGAGACGGGCGAGUCGAGUGUUGGGAUCACGGCCUGCACAUUUCCGAUUAAUGUUCAUGGCGAGUGUGUAGCCCUGCACUAUCCUGGGGACAGUGUGACCGCCACCAAAAUCGAGCCCGUGAGCGAGAAGAUGCGACUGAAGAACGAACGGAGAACAAGGUCUACUCCCAAGACCCAGGAACCUCCGCCACCGGAAACGGCUCAGUAUUUAGAUGAAAAUGCCACUCUGUGCGACUGGUGCGCACAUAUUUUGAAUACCUCCAAUCCGGAGCACAAAAUCGAACUGACAGCUCAUCUGUUCGCUACAUUUACCGAAAGGGAGAAUUCUUCAUCUCCCAUGCCUCUUGGACGGGGUACCGUGGCUGCUCCGGCGCAACCGCCCCGUGACGGCCUGACGUCCGUCAGGCCUUGGGAGAUGCGCAAGACUGGAAAAGGCGGUACUUUGAAGAGUAGGAUUUCCAUGCUACAUGCCCUAGCCAAUAUUGAACAAUGGGCAAUCGAUCUCGCUAUCGAUAUAUGCAUCCGAUUUGCUACUUUUCAUACGGAGCCAGCGUCGCAGGGCUGCUCACGGGAGUUGCCCCGAACCUUUUUCCAUGACUGGCUAAAGGUAGCCAACGAUGAAGCCAAGCACUUCUCUCUACUUCGGGCUCGUCUCGAAGAAUUGGGCUCUUAUUUUGGCGCUCUUCCCGUACAUCAUGGCCUCUGGGAUUCCGCGACUGCCACAGCCCAUGACCUUCGUGCGCGGAUUAGUAUCAUUGCCCUCGUGCAUGAGGCCCGCGGUCUUGAUGUGAAUCCCAUGACCAUUGACAAGUUCCGCAAAGCCGGUGAUAAAGAGAGCGUGCAGUCGUUGGAGGUCAUCCACAACGACGAAAUUACUCAUGUAACCACUGGUCAUCGAUGGCUCACAUGGAUUUGCCGACAAGAAGAGACAGAUCCCAUCCAAGUUUUCCGAUCGAAUGUGCAGAAGCAUUUCCGAGGUGCUCUCCGAGGGCCUUUUAACACGGAAGCCAGGGCGCAGGCAGGGAUGAAUCAACAGUACUACGAAAAUUUGGUCGGUCUGAAUGAUGUUGAAGUAGCCUAA
This is a messenger RNA of Aspergillus tanneri, 1359 nucleotides long. Its product is annotated as Rieske [2Fe-2S] domain protein. Gene Ontology annotation, molecular function: 2 iron, 2 sulfur cluster binding. The record is from RefSeq and is a predicted model, not a curated record. Lineage: Eukaryota; Fungi; Ascomycota; Eurotiomycetes; Eurotiales; Aspergillaceae. Bases 1 to 1359 code for a protein of 452 amino acids. The transcript has a single exon.